UUUAUCUCUGAGAUAUUUUGGUAGCUUACGCAACACGACUUGUAUGCAGGCAUGAUCCAUUGUUCGUGAAAUAGAGGAAAACGAAAAACAACAACUCGGGAGUAAGAGAUGAUAACACGGAAGUUCUUGUGAUGUUUCGCUUGAAAAUCAUCGUAUUCCUUCAUGUUUUUUCAGUACUCCAAUGGGAGAUAAGAGAUUAGUGUGAAAGGUCGUUUUGAAGGACAUAUUGUUUCUUGCUAGUUGCCGAGACGUACUGGCGUAUAGCGGAGUGAUAGUUGAAUUGUGGUAACUCAGGAAGGAAAGAGUUGAAUAUGGGGUUCCUGAUGCAGCUGUAUCUCUUGGUCUGGAAAAACUUCACGUCCAGAAAAAGACAAAAGAUUCGCAUACUGAUAGAGCUACUUUGGCCGUUGGUAAUCUUCAUUAUUUUGGCGGCAGUCAGAAGGGAUGAGCCUCCAGAAUUCAAGCAUGAAUGUCAUUUUUCAGCCAAAGCGAUGCCUUCAGCUGGAAUGGUUCCUUUCCUUCAGUCUCUCAUGUGUGAUACUCUCAACUCAUGCCGCAAAGACGAGCUAGAAAGCGACGUCCCAGGCAAAGUCAACGACUUUUCCCAAGCCAAGUUAUCUAUUCUUAUAGAAGACAUCCAGAAGAUCUUGGGUAACAAGACGUUUGUAGAUGAUGUGGAGAAGAUCUUGAUUCAGCUAGGUGACCUGGAGCGCCAGGGGGACUGGUUGAAUAGGGGCAAUGACUGGUGGGACAGGGCACAAGUAGACCCUGGCAGCCCUUCAUUACCAGAUCUGUCAUCUUUGAGUGGUUUAUUGGACGACCCAGCUGCAGUGCGUAGUUACCUUAAAAGUCAAGUGGGUCUGUCUCCUGAUGUUGCAGAUGCCAUCCUAGCCUCAAGACCAAACCCUGCAGAGAUCUUUGCCUUGACUGAUCCUUCCACCCUGGAGCUUGCUUGUGAGUUAGGGGGGGUGGGGAACCUGUUUGGUAUCGAAGAUCCAGAACUCCGAGCCAAGACCAACCGAGAACUAUGUGCUCUCAACCAAGAGCAGUACACAGAGAUUGCCCAAGAGCUCCUCUCACAUCUAGACCCUACAGCAGUCGCAUCAUUGGCUGGUUCUGCUUCAAGUAGCACAUCAUCAGGUUCAGUCACACUGUCUGACAUUUUGACGGACCCAGCAGCUUUUGAGGAACUUUUAAAGACCGACCUUGGGAUUGAUCCUAAUGUGACAGAGGAACUCAUGAAUACACCUAUUAACCCUAGAGAGCUUCAACUGUUGUUACAAGGUAGUGGCAUGCAUGACACUGUGUGCAACGAGACUGCUCUAGGUCAGAUCAUCCAGCCUCAGAACCCUGGUGACCUUGAUGAUAUUAGCAGAACCCUUUGUAACCUGACUAAUAGCCAACUGGAUGAGUUCUCAAAGGAUCUCUGGCAGUCCUUGGAUAAACAGAAGUUCAUUGAUUGGGCCAGGAACAAUUCAGAUGUCCCACCUAAUGUCUAUGACGAUAUCAAGCAAAUCAUGCAAGAGAUUCAAGAGCUGGAGAGCUUCAGGAACCUGACCUCAGAGAUUGAGGAUAUCCUGAAGAGCAACGACACCGGUCAGCUGAUCUGCGGAGACCUGCCCUUCCUGACCCUCGGCGGGUUGCCCAGCUUGGGAGGGGAUGACCAGCAGCCCCCCGCAGCAGGGGAACCAGAAGAACCUGUGGAACCGAUAGAGCCCGUAGAACCAGUGGAACCUGGAGAUAACCCAACAUUCCCUCCACUGAGUGGUGGAGAUGGAGAUAAUGAUAAUAGUACAAUUCCAGGCACAGAGCGAUGCCCUUGGCUUGUGGACAUUUUGCAGUCUGGAUCACAGAGUACCAAACAAACACAGUAUGUCCUAUCGCUCUUCUUACCCAUCAUACAAGGAUACAUCUUCUACACACCCAACACCACCGCCACCAGACAGAUCAUGAAAGAGGCUGAUGAGAUGUUCAACAGUCUGAGGGACAUGAAGGAUUUAGCUGAGAAAUGGAUGCAAGUAUCACCUUGCAUCAGAGCAUUCGUUGAAAAUCAGGAUCUGCGUACCAUGGCAACCUGUUUGAACCGCUCCAGUCAGGGCCUUUCCCCUUUCCCUGACAACCCCUCCGAUCUCCUUCCAGUCACCGGUCUUCCAGGGGGUGUAACCUUACCCCCCAUUCCACCCACAAUGUUACCCCCUGUGCUCCGGAAUAACUCCUACCUACCGGACUUGUUUGGGAACGACACCCAGGAUAUUCUGAACCUCCUGGAUGCCAUGGACAGUUUGGCCAAUACAACUCUUAGUGUUCUUAAUUGCUUUGAGCUAGACCGAUUCCGUCCUUACAAGAAUGAAAUGGAUCUCGUUGAUGAUGCCAAGGUUCAUAUUGAAAACUACACAUUUUGGGCUGGUAUUGUGUUCACCAACGUGGAUCCUGAUCCCGAGAGUACCUACAUUCCACCUCUGCUAGACUACAAGAUACGCAUGGACUCGGCUUUCAGUGAGAGCACAAGCAAGCUCACGGAUCAAUAUUGGACUCCAGGACCCAGGAAAAAUAUCAGAGAUCGCAAAUAUUUUGAGAGCGGUUUUAUCUUCAUCCAAGACAUCUUAGAGCAAGCUAUCAUUAAAGUGAUGACCGGAAAAGAGGACUUGGGAGCUGGGAUGUACAUUAAACAGUUCCCAUAUCCGUGCUAUAUUAAUGAUCUUUUUGUCCAAUCACUGUCUGGAGUUCUGCCUCUGUUCAUGAUCAUCUCCUGGAUCUUCUCGGUGGCGAUGAUCAUCAAGGGCAUCGUCUACGAGAAGGAGAGACGUCUGAAGGAGGUCAUGAAGGUCAUGGGGCUUAGCAACGGGGUUCACUGGCUGGCCUGGCUCAUCGAUAGCUUCCUGGUCAUGUUCACCAGCUGUGUGCUCCUGGUGCUGGUUUUAAAGCUUGGGAAGAUCAUCACCUACUCUGACGGAGGGAUCCUCCUCCUCUUCCUGGUAUCAUUCUGCGUCUCCACCAUCAUGCUGUGUUUCCUCAUCAGUGUAUUCUUCUCCAAGGCCAACCUCUCGGCUGCCUGUGGAGCGGUCAUCUUCUUCCUCACCUACGUGCCCUUCACUCUGGUCAUCACCUGGGACGCGUACCUGACAAGAGGAGCCAAGUUUGGGGUGUCUUUGCUGAACACCAUUGCAUUCGGCUACGGCUCCGUCUACCUGUCCCUGUACGAGGUCCAGGGAACAGGUGUCCAGUGGAACAACAUCAAUACCAGUCCAUUGAAUGGGGAGAAUGGCUUCACUUUCAUGCAGGUCCUAGCCAUGAUGUGGCUAGAUGCAUUCAUCUAUGGAAUGCUCACAUGGUAUAUUGAAGCUGUAAUGCCAGGCCAGUAUGGAAUGCCUAGGCCUCUCUACUUCCCCUUCACACGUAGCUACUGGUGUGGACACGGUAAACCUAACAACACUGAUGGAGAAAGCAUUGACAUGAAUCAUGCUAGAUUUAGAGGAGCCCCCAACUCAGACGUUGAGGCUGACCCCGCCCACCUACCCCUGGGCGUCGCCAUUCGUCAUCUCCUAAAGAUCUACUCCACCGGUAAGAAGCUUGCUGUCGACAAUCUCAGCGUGAACUUCUACGAGGGGCAGAUCACAUCGUUCUUGGGCCACAACGGAGCUGGCAAGACCACCACCAUGUCUAUAUUGACUGGUCUGUUCCCACCCACUGAAGGCACGGCAUACAUCUACGGCAGGGAUAUCCGUACCAGUAUAGAUGAGAUCAGACACAGCCUGGGAAUGUGUCCCCAGCAUAACGUCCUGUUUGACAAGUUGACCGUAGCGGAGCAUCUUUGGUUCUAUGCCCGUCUGAAGGGUGGAACUGCCAAUGACGUUGCCAUAGAGAUGGAACAGAUGCUACAGGAUUUGUAUCUUCCUCACAAGAGAGACGAAUACUCAGCCAACCUUUCAGGUGGCAUGAAGAGAAAGCUGUCUAUAGCCAUUGCCUUCAUGGCUGGCUCCAAGACUGUUAUCCUGGAUGAACCAACAGCUGGUGUGGAUCCAUACGCUAGGAGAGAGAUCUGGGACCUCCUCAGUAAAUACAAGACAGGCCGUACCAUCAUCAUGUCUACCCAUCACAUGGACGAGGCGGACAUCUUGGGAGAUCGCAUCGCUAUCAUCGCUAAGGGCAAGCUGAGAUGCUGCGGAUCAUCCCUGUUUCUCAAGAGCCAUUUUGGCUCUGGAUAUUACCUGGUACUCACAAAGCAGACUGGUGGAUUCGGACACAGUAGGAGCAUGGAUGAGAAGGAUGAUGAUGUGGCACCGCUUGAUCUAACCUCUGGUGAUGGUGAUGUGAUUCAUGCAGAGAAAGCCAGUGAAGCGGGUGAUGUACCAGACCUGGGGUACUGCAGUGAAGCAGUCAUCACAGCCUUCAUCAAGAAGUUUGUUCCCAAGGCAACCGUGGCCGAGAACAUCGGCACGGAGAUAUCCUACCAGCUGCCUCUCACAUCGGCUCGCAACCAGCAGCUCUCAAAGAUGUUCAGAGAGCUGGAGAUGAAUAUGGAUAAACUUUACAUCAGCAGCUAUGGACUCUCAGAUACAUCAUUGGAAGAGGUGUUCUUGGCAGUGACGGAGGAUAAUGAGAUGGUAGACAUGGAGCCAGGAGAUACUGACAUAUCAACGGACGGAGGGAGGUUGCCACGCCCUUUCAUGGGGAGGGGCAGUAUCAGGAGGAGGCAUUACAGGAUGCCAUCCGCAUCCUCCAUCAAUCUCAGCAUCACGGAUGAGCACCAAGGGCUGCUCGCAAAUGAUGUGACUGAUGCUGUCCACCAAGAAGCAAUGGCCCAGCCUGCCCCGCCCCAAGAUGCUUCCGGAGAUGGAGACGGGGAAGAGGUCGAUGGAGAUUCCACUCCCAUGGCACAGUUCCAACGUGAACCCAUGCAAACUCACAAAGCUCCAGCAGAUGUCAGUAGCUCAGAACCUCAAGGAGCAGUUGCUAGCAGCAUACCAGCAAGAGUCAAAGGUCACAAUAGAAACAAAGGUCACGCCCGCCAGGUCAGCUUCAGUCAAUUGGAUGUACAAGCAAGUGUAAACAGCUCCCAGACCCCAGAUGGUGCAAGUAAUGGUACACCAAAUGUCAUAGGUCAAACAAAGGGCAAAGGUCAUGCCCGGCAAGUGAGCUUCAGUCAACAAGAGGCUACCAUCCUUGCUCCUCCAGUCCAUGCUCAAGAAGUCUUGGAUCUGAGCGACAAGAGAGUGACCGGAUUCCAGCUGGUCAGACGACAGUUUGCUGCCCUCUUUUUCAAGAGAUUCCACCAUGCUCGACGCAGCAAGAAGGGCUUCCUUGCUCAGGUGAUGCUACCAGUCAUCUUUGUCUGUUUCUCCAUGCUGUUUGCAACCCUGAUACCUCCCAUCCAGCAACCAUCAGCCCUUAGGCUUGUUCCCUGGCUCUACGGCUCAGAUAACUAUGUCUUCUACAGUCAAGAUAACAUCAAUAACUCUAUCUCUGCCAAAAUGGAGGAUGCCUUGGUCAAUGGACCAGGGAUAGGUGUGCGAUGCAUGCCAAACUCUGAUAUUGGUUAUCCAUGUGAGCCUCACAGAGCGACCGAGUGGGGGAAAUCCCCUAAGCCAUCCUUCCCAGACUACCUGUACGAGGACUACGAGUCCAGAAAUCUCACCUGUACCUGUGAUAAAGGCUUCCAGUCAUGCGAUGUGGGAGCUGAGGGACCGCCCCCACCAACCAGAAGGGAAGCUACCACAGACUACCUGCAGAACAUGACCAGUGUGAAUGUCAGCCACUAUCUGGUCAAGACCAUGGAAGAUUUCAUUCUCAAUAGGUUUGGUGGGAUGAGUUUCAUAGAGGACAACGAGGAUGCGCUCAUCUCAAUCAAUCAGAGCAGGCAACUCAUCGGAGAAUGGAUGAGAGGAAAUGUUUCUACCGUUCCAGGAGAUGGUGAUCCAAAUAGGGAGUUCCUCCCAUCCUCAGACACAAUCCGUGAGGUGUAUGAAGUUCUCACCUCCCUUACUACACCAUCUAAUGUCAAGGUUUGGUGGGAUAACAACGGAUGGCAUGCACUGCCCAUCUACAUGAACGUGAUGAACAACCUGCUCCUGAGGGCCCAUAUAGAUUCAGAUAACAGCAGUCAGUACCACGGUAUCACUGUCACCAACCAUCCUAUCAACUUCACGAGCUCUCAGAUUGAUGAUGAGAUCAGGUCCAAAUCAUCAGUCAAUUUGGCGGUGGCCAUGUUUGUCAUGUUUGCGCUAGCCUUUGUUCCUGCCAGCUUUGUAGUAUUCCUGAUCAGCGAGCGUACCUCCAAAGCCAAACAUCUUCAGAUGGUCAGCGGCAUCAAUCCCACAGUCUACUGGAUAAGCAACUUCUGCUGGGAUAUGGUUAACUACAUGAUACCAGCCAUCCUGACGGUCACCAUCUUCCUCGCUUUCAGGAUGACGGCCUUUACCAGUGGUGAUAGCUUACCAACCGUCAUCCUUCUCUUGGUGCUAUACGGCUGGGCCAUCACCCCUAUGACAUAUCCAGCAGCGUUUGUAUUCCAGGUCCCCAGUACUGCCUACCUCUCCAUGGCAUGCGGUAACAUGCUUGUAGGCAUCACCACAGUACUAUCUACUUAUAUUCUAGACUUCUUGGGCAGAGAUGAUGAGUAUCUACAAAAUGUGAAUGAGGUUCUGAAGAAGGUGUUCCUGCUCUUCCCUCCAUACUGUCUGGGGCGUGGCCUGAUGGACAUGGCGUCUAAUCAACUCAUGGCAGAUGUACUCAGUGAAUAUACAGAUUAUGUUGCACCUGAUCCAUUGAAGUGGGCUCAGCUUGGCAAGAACCUCUUUGCUCUCUUCAUUGAAGGUUUUGUUUUCUUCAUUCUCACCCUCCUCAUUGAGUAUAGAUUCUUCAUUACACCCAGGCAAGUUACUCCUACACCUACCCUCUCUGAGCAAGAUGACGAUGACGUUCAAAGAGAGCGACAGAGGGUUCUCACAGGACGGGCAAUGAAUGAUGUCAUCCGCAUUGAAAACCUCAGCAAAGUUUACAGUACUAGUCGAGGACCAAUGACAGCAGUGGACAAAAUGUGUGUGGGCAUUCCAAAAGGAGAGUGCUUUGGUUUGCUGGGUGUCAACGGAGCGGGCAAGACAACCACCUUCAAGAUGCUAACGGGUGAUACCAGCGUGACCAGUGGGACCGCUCACAUCACUUCAUACAGUAUCCUGGAUGCUAUGCAGGAUGUGAACAGGUCCAUGGGUUAUUGCCCACAGUUCGAUGCUCUGGAUGAGCUCAUGACCGGUCAGGAACAUCUGGAGUUCUACGCAAGGGUCAGGGGGGUCAUGGAGGAGGAGGUCCCGAAGGUUGCUGAUUGGGGUAUCCGCAAGCUUGGUUUGACGGAAUACAGAGAUCGAUCUGCAGGGACGUACAGCGGAGGUAACAAGAGGAAGCUCUCUACUGCUAUUGCUUUGAUCGGAAACCCACCUGUUAUAUUCCUGGAUGAGCCGACUACAGGGAUGGACCCCAAGUCUAGGAGGUUCCUCUGGAACUGUAUCACAAGUAUAGUCAAGGAAGGCAGAUCAGUGGUCCUCACCUCACACAGCAUGGAGGAAUGUGAAGCUCUAUGUACCAGGCUAGCCAUCAUGGUCAAUGGUAAAUUCAAAUGUCUAGGGAGCACUCAACAUCUCAAAAAUAAAUUUGGUGAUGGCUACACCCUAACCAUCCGAUUAGGAGGGGAAGUCCCACAGACUGCUGCCCUCAUUGACUUCAUGGAGGUGGAGUUCCCGAGCGCCAAUCUACGAGAGCAGCACUUCAACAUGCUAGAAUUCCAGCUCUCAUCCUCAGACACCAUCCUCUCCAAAGUCUUCCAGUAUCUUGAGGAUAAGAGGUCAAGGUUCAAUAUCGAGGAUUACUCGGUCAGCCAGACCACGUUAGACCAGGUAUUCAUCAACUUUGCCAGCCAGCAGAGGACUGGAGAUGAGACUACGGUGGAGUUGACUCUGUUCCCACCUGCAGCUAAUAACGUCCAAGCUAACAAUAGAGUAGCGCUUUCUACAGAUGGAGCUUCAGCCCGUUACAUUCCAACACCUCAUGAGCUGACCAGUAUUAAUAGCAACGAUGUCCCUCUCCAACCAAAGAACACCAACAUGAGACAUCAACGACAACGUAGCGGUCAGCUAGACAAGGUCAUGGUCAACUCCCUCUUCUCUACCCCGCCCCCUCAAGCUAUGGCCGCCUCGUCGCCCGUAGCAACCGCACAUCCUCAGAACACCAAUAAGAUUAUGACGCAAUAUUCAGGCUACAACAACCCGAUGUACGACAGCAACGGCCCACCGACAGAACCGGUACUCAGGUUCGCAUCGGCCGACUCGGGUGUAACACGUGAGGGCGGGCUUCAGAUGGAUGAAAUCGAUCUAUCAUCUCAGUGUUAAAAUAUAACGACUUAUUUAAAGCAUUAGCGCCUUGACUUUCUGAACACCUAAUGGUGUGUGACUGAGUACUACAGUAGAAUUCUUAUUGACUUUCGCGGCCGAGAGUUGGCUCUUUCAGAAAGAUUGGGAGUUUUAUUCACCUGUAUCACAGACAUUGUGCCAACUUGACUUUGUUAGAUAUGCUCUUUGCUUCUAGUAUACGUAGCCCAUCAUUCUGUUGCAUGAUUUCUGCCUCCUAGCUCUUUCUGCAGGAAACCAUUACUUUCUAUUUUUAUAUGACUAAUGCUACUAUCAUUCGUCUUCACUGCAAUAUUCUUUUUUAAAUGAAUAUUUAAUCGUAACUUGCAGGUGCAAUGUGUCUGUAUGCAUAUUUGCUUGCAUUACAUUUUGUUUUAUCACUACAUGUGCAGCAAAGUGUGACGAGCGAAGCACUGAAAGAACUUUGAAUAGAGCAUGUAAAUGUAUAUUUUACCUUAUGAAUUUGAUAUUGUUGUCUUUUGAAACCAGAAUACCACCAUUUAUUAUAUCAUCACUUUAAUUUCUUCCACAUCAAAAUGGUAUUUAUUAUGAGUCAGCUGUAUUCAUGCGCAAUGGAAUGUAUGUAUAAAUGGAUUUAGAUUUUGACAGAUGUCAUAUCAUUUUUAUCUGAUGCGUUUUAAUGCUGCUUUCUCAAAAGCCUGAACGUGCUGCAUACAGAUGUACAAUCUUUACAAUAUCUAAUAUCUCUUUUAGUAGUUGGGACACUACCUUUCCUGCUACCAAAGCUCUUCAUUAUCAGGUAUCAUAAAUUAUCAGUUUGGACCGAAUUACCCAGUAUUAAAAAGCCAAUGUGAUUCUUAUUAUCCAUUCCAAUUUGAUCAUUAACGUUUUUUUUCUUCCAAUUAUUUGCUAAAGCACACUGUAUGAUCAAUCUGUACAAUAGCAAAAUUAAGGUGUAAUUAAUUAUGAUGGAUCAUGGCGAGUACAUUGAUCCUGUAUGAAAUUCUACAUUCAAAUCUAGCUUGUUGAACACUCAAGACUCAUGCCUUCUUGAUUCUUCUAUCAUUCCACAAAAUUGGCUGAUGUUAGGCUUGAAUUUAGUCCUCAGGUACCGGUAUUCAAAUUUUGACCAAAUCUUUUAUCUGAAUAUCUUAAUUACUCAGGAAAUAUUAGAUAAUGCCCUAUUAGGUUUGUAUUAUUAAAAAGUUAAUUCAUACUUGUACUCUAGGACUAAGUUUUAUUUAGAUCCCAGAAACUGUUUCUUUUCUCUUGAUUUUAGCUGAUGAAUAGCAAGUUACCAGCAUUUCUAAAUUGCUGCAAAAUUUAUAUCCUUUGUGAGUGAUUCAUCACAGAUAGCAAUGAUCUUUGGCCUGAAUUUGGAGUUCCUUUCAGACCCAUGUAUGAUCCCUGAAAUUCUUCUUGGAAAGAAAAUAAAAAAUACAAAAUGGUGAAAA
Messenger RNA from Strongylocentrotus purpuratus (purple sea urchin), 9811 nucleotides. Its product is annotated as phospholipid-transporting ATPase ABCA1. The record is from RefSeq and is a predicted model, not a curated record. Gene Ontology annotation, cellular component: intracellular membrane-bounded organelle; membrane. The coding region runs from base 312 to 8378 and encodes 2688 amino acids. The transcript is spliced from 53 exons. Lineage: Eukaryota; Metazoa; Echinodermata; Echinoidea; Camarodonta; Strongylocentrotidae. Gene Ontology annotation, molecular function: lipid carrier activity; ATP binding; ATP hydrolysis activity. Gene Ontology annotation, biological process: transmembrane transport; lipid transport.